Entrophospora sp. SA101 is the source of this 660-nucleotide messenger RNA. The record is from the annotation of a GenBank genome assembly. NCBI's taxonomy places the organism in Eukaryota, Fungi, Glomeromycota, Glomeromycetes, Entrophosporales, Entrophosporaceae.
AUGUCACCACGAACAAAUUCACCACCACCUUCGUUAUAUGAAAUUUAUGAUGAUACAACAAAUGACUUUGGCUAUCAUCCACCACCAUUUACACAUGGAUUAAAUCAUACAACUAAUAAUGUCAAUAGAAAUAAUCGUGAUGUUCGUGGUAAUAUUAAUAUUAAUGGUGGUGCCAAUUCCAAUAACACCAAUAAUGAUAAUGAUGAGGGUGGAAUUCUUCGGCCAUUCAAUAUUCCAAGAAGAAUAUUUUCAUCAACAACGGCACAAUUCUUUUCAUUAAUCAUGAUAUAUUCAUUUUGUAUAACGGUUCUUUGGAUAAUAUUUUGUACAUCAUUUUUGCUUACUUUUUAUGACGAUACAUGUAGAAUAUUUCUUACUUCACGAGUUUGGGGAAGAGUGAAGAAUGGAGUUAGAGAAAGGAUAGCAAUGAUGGGAGAAGAUUGGGAAGAUUUUUUUCAAAACUUAUUUGAUCAAUUGUCAAAUUUGGAAGAUUGGUUGAGCACAUUGUUUAGAUUCAGGGUAGUAGUUGCAGGUCAAGGUAUUACUGAUAAAUUUAAGCAAGCUUUCCAAUCCAGAAAAAAUUCUACCACCAACAAUAAUGCUACUAAUCGCAAUGGUAAUGGCAAUGGUAACAAUAUCAAUAACAAUGAAAAUUCUUAA